Cydia pomonella (codling moth) is the source of this 2351-nucleotide messenger RNA. RefSeq names its product actin-related protein 3 (gene Arp3). Gene Ontology annotation, cellular component: actin cortical patch; Arp2/3 protein complex. The transcript has a single exon. Gene Ontology annotation, molecular function: actin filament binding. Gene Ontology annotation, biological process: Arp2/3 complex-mediated actin nucleation. The record is from RefSeq and is a predicted model, not a curated record. NCBI's taxonomy places the organism in Eukaryota, Metazoa, Arthropoda, Insecta, Lepidoptera, Tortricidae. Bases 439 to 1695 code for a protein of 418 amino acids.
GGAACAGACUAUUUUUUUAAAUACUGACACGGGAUAAAAGUAACGAUUAAACAAGCUGCUCAAACAGUUUAAUAUUCUUGGAAACGUUCUGAAAUUUAAUUGUAUUUUACCUUAGUUUAAUUUUAAAACAAAAUUUAAGGACGUAAAAUCAUAUCGGUCAUAAAUAUUAUAAUACGUGUCAAAAUUUAAUAUAAACUUGAUUCCAAAACCUUUGGCUUGACUAAAACUCGAAAAAUCUGCUCAAAAAUCAUAUCGAUCAUGAAUAGGUUUCCGAACACCCUUGUGCUUUCUCAUUGGUUGAAGUUGACACUUAUCUGUGAUUCAUUCAUACGUCAAAGUACCUAAGCAAUAUUUUACCGAAGUCCGCACCCAUUUAAGCUCUAAAUUUUAUAUCUAUUAAUUUUUUAAUUCUAACAAAAUAUAAGUAACAGUGUCACAAUGGGAGACCAUUUGCCUGCUUGUGUCAUCGAUGUGGGUACCGGCUACACCAAGUUGGGGUUCGCCGGCAACAAGGAACCUCAGUUUAUCAUUCCGUCAGCCAUAGCGAUAAAGGAAACGGCGAAAGUCGGCGAUCAGAGUACCAGGCGCAUGACGAAAGCGGUCGAGGACUUGGAUUUCUUCAUCGGCGAUGAAGCAUUCGACGCGACUGGGUACUCUGUGAAGUAUCCCGUGCGCCACGGGCUCGUAGAGGACUGGGACCUCAUGGAGCGUUACAUAGAGCAAUGCAUCUUCAAGUAUCUGCGCGCUGAGCCCGAAGAUCAUCAUUUUUUGCUCACCGAGCCACCGCUAAACACGCCGGAGAAUCGUGAAUAUCUGGCAGAGAUUAUGUUUGAGUCAUUUAAUGUGCCAGGGUUGUAUAUCGCCGUGCAAGCGGUGUUAGCGCUCGCUGCGUCGUGGAAGUCGCGUACGUCAGCCGAACGCACUUUUACGGGUAUUGUAGUCGAUAGCGGUGAUGGCGUCACCCACAUAGUGCCUGUAGCUGAAGGAUAUGUCAUUGGAUCAUGUAUCAAACACAUCCCUAUAGCUGGUAGGAACAUUACCUCAUUCAUCCAGUCACUCCUGCGUGAGCGCGAGGUCGGUAUCCCACCAGAACAGAGCUUAGAAACAGCAAAAGCUAUUAAGGAGAGAUACAGCUACAUAUGCCCUGAUAUAGCCAAAGAGUUUGCCAAAUAUGACAGUGACCCAGCAAAGUGGAUGAAGAAGUACACAGGCACUAAUGCUAUUACUAAGAAUCCAUUUAGUGUAGAUGUUGGUUACGAGAGAUUCUUGGGGCCAGAGAUUUUCUUUCACCCUGAGUUUUCUAAUGCAGACUUCACUGUGCCAUUGAAUGAGAUGGUUGAUGAGGUUAUUCAAAACUGCCCUAUUGAUGUGAGGAGAGGUCUGUAUGGAAACAUUGUUUUAUCGGGUGGCUCAACUAUGUUCCGUGACUUUGGUAGGAGACUGCAGCGUGACAUUAAGCGCACAGUUGACGCAAGACUGAAACUCUCGACUAUGCUCUCUGAGGGCCGGAUCACGCCUAAGCCUAUUGAUGUGCAGGUGAUCUCUCAUAACAUGCAGAGAUAUGCGGUCUGGUUUGGAGGAAGUAUGCUGGGAUCAACCCCUGAGUUCUACCAGGUGUGCCACACUAAGCAGGCCUACAUGGAGUAUGGCCCGAGCAUCUGCAGGCACAAUCCUGUCUUUGGAACCAUGACAUAAUGCGCUCAAACACCAUGAAAUUACAGUAAAAUAAUGUAUUAACCGUUUUAUUUACUACUUAUUAGUUUUAAGUAUCCAUUGUUUUUAUAAGUAUUAAUUUUUGAUCAUUAUUUUAAAAUGAUUAUUACUAUUCUAUACACCAACAGGAAGUAUAGCUGCAAAAUAUGUUCUCAAAGAUAUUUAAUUUGAACUAUUUCCUUAGUUGAUAUAUUAAUUCUAUUAUUUUAAGCUGGAGGGCACCAUUGUAAAUUUAACGCAUUUAAUUUUUGCAUUCCAGCUUUUUAAAAUAUACUUAGAACUAUUAUUAUGUUGGACUAUUAUUUACUACCAUGUCCUUUCGACUCGUUAAAAUACUGUAAACAUUAAUUAGUGAAAAAAUACAAUGUUUCUCAUCUCAACUCAAGUUUUCUGUUCUGUGAGGAAUUUACAAGUACACAAGCAUUCAUUGAAUUUCAUCUAUCAUAAUAAUAUACUUAGCAAGGUAUCCAAAAUGGUGUAUUUAUCUAAAGAUAUAUUUUAUAGUUGUGAGAAUGUGCGCAAAUCAUUUUCAACACCUGCUGCUGCCGACUGUAUGUCAUUUGUGCCCUGAACUGAAAUGCAGUGUUUCCCAUAAAAACUUCCAAUACUUAAAUAAAUGCUACAUCCUUUAUACAUUC